This is a messenger RNA of Salvelinus namaycush (lake trout), 2199 nucleotides long. RefSeq names its product somatostatin receptor type 2-like. The coding region runs from base 606 to 1748 and encodes 380 amino acids. Gene Ontology annotation, biological process: cellular response to estradiol stimulus; neuropeptide signaling pathway; cellular response to glucocorticoid stimulus. The transcript has 3 exons. Gene Ontology annotation, molecular function: neuropeptide binding; somatostatin receptor activity. Lineage: Eukaryota; Metazoa; Chordata; Actinopteri; Salmoniformes; Salmonidae. The record is from RefSeq and is a predicted model, not a curated record. Gene Ontology annotation, cellular component: neuron projection; membrane.
AGUAUAGCGGUUCCGCAGCUCCAUCUGCAUGCAGAGAGAAACCUGAAGAAAACGCGCACUCAUCCAUCAACCAAUUCCACUGAUCGCAGAAGUGAAUGCACCGCUCAUCUGGCCGCUGAACCGCCUGCGCUCUUCUUUGUGCAUCAGUCCUCCUACUAGAACAGAUUUCGCAUUAGCUUUGGCCACGGAUUCAGCGCCAGUAAGCUACUUUUGGAUACAUCAGUUACUCAAAACUAUCUACAAAUGAUUUACACAAUUUUGUAUUGCUGAGGUAUUUAAAAGAAAAAUGUAAUAUAUACUAUAUUGCCUAUUUGACAUAUUAGACAUACCUGUUAUGUGGCAAUGACCGUCACCACUUUGGCGCACAAGAUACCACUGUGCGCAAUGGGAGAACAGGUGUAUUAUAUGUUAAGUGGAAGCCACAGGGCAGAAUGCUGCCUUCCGUUGGAUUUUCAGUGAUGGUCAGAAUACUCUUGGCUGAAAUUAAACCAUUCCAAAAUGGAUCUAAUGUGACGUUAAAGUUUACAAAUAAAGGUGGGAUGUGACACUAGUGUCCCCUAUCUCAACCCUGAGACAGACUCAACCCAGCCCUCCUCCCUGUCAGUAUGGAUCUCUGGCCUCUCCUCCCAUCAUCCCCCAAUCUCUCCCUCCCCGAGCCCCUGUACUACGACAGCUACUUCCCAGGGAACGAGUCCGACCUGGGGUCCCGGAAUGACACUCCUGACGAGACCCAACAGGUCUUCGACAAGACCAGCUCCGUGGUCAUUACCUUCAUCUACUUCAUGGUCUGCGCCGUGGGCCUGACGGGCAACACCUUGGUGAUCUAUGUCAUCCUGCGCUACGCCAAGAUGAAAACAGUCACUAACAUUUACAUCCUGAACCUGGCCGUGGCUGACGUCCUCUGUAUGCUGAGUCUACCCUUUAUCGCCAUGCAGCUGGCCCUGGUCCACUGGCCCUUCGGCGCCGUGCUCUGCCGCCUGGUCAUGACCGUGGACUGCCUCAACCAGUUCACCAGCAUCUUCUGCCUCACGGUCAUGAGCAUCGACCGCUACCUGGCCGUGGUCCACCCCAUAAAGUCCACCAAGUGGCGGAAGCCACGCGUGGCUAAGAUCAUCAACCUGACCGUGUGGGGAGUGUCCCUGCUGGUCAACCUGCCAAUCAUGAUCUUCAGCGGUCUGAUGCCCAAUAAGAACCAGGCGUGGGUGUGUACCAUUGUGUGGCCAGAGCCUCAGGAGAACUAUCAGACGGCCUUCAUGUUCUACACCUUCUUCCUGGGCUUCUUCCUGCCGCUCACCGUCAUCUGCCUCUGUUACCUGCUCAUCAUCGUCAAGGUGAAGUCGUCAGGCGUGCGCGUGGGCUCAACUAAGCGUAAGCGCUCGGAGAGGAAGGUGACCAGAAUGGUGUCAAUCGUAGUUGCCAUGUUCGUGCUCUGCUGGCUGCCCUUCUACGUGUUCAACGUCACCUCGGUGACGGGCACCAUCAACACCACGCCCGUCCUCAAGAGCACCUUUGAGUUUGUGGUGGUGCUGGGCUACGCCAACAGCUGUGCCAACCCCAUCCUGUACGCCUUCCUGUCGGACAACUUCAAGAAGAGCUUUCAGAACGUUCUGUGCUUGAAGAAGGUGGCGGGCCUGGAUGAGGCGGAGCGCAGCGACAGCCGAAUGGAGCGGACGCGCAUGGUCAAAGACGCCACGGCAGAAACGCACAACGCAGCGCCGCCCAACGGCGAGCUGCAGACCAGUAUAUGACCUGUUUGCCAGAGUGUGUAAAGGGAGUGUGUGAGAUAGUGUGUGUGUGCGUGCUUGCUUGCAUGUGUACGUGCGUGUGUGCAGGUAUGAAAUCCGCAUAGUACUCGGUCGAUCUGAGGUGGCCGUGAGGCUGCUUGUAAGUAUCGUCACCCUGAACAGAUGGAUGGUCCUCUGCCCACUACCAGAGUGUAUGUGGACGAGUUAGAUGGACUAGUCAUAUUAACAUCACUCUUCUAUAAACAGCUGGGCAGUGGCCCAGGCACCAAGUGGGUCCAUACUGUCUUUUACAACAUAACUGUCAAGAUCCGUCUUGGAAAACAGAGAAAAAGAUUGAUUUGAAGAAGACGAAAAAGAUCUAUCAUGUUUCAUUGACAUGGAUUGAUUCCUACUGUCUUGAGGGCAGGAUAUAAGAGAAAGAACACCUUUGAUAAAGCAUUUUAUUUAUUGAUAA